AUGAAACCCUAAAGUCUGAACUUUUGUCAGAUACUUUCAUAUAAGCUCCCAAGAAUUGUCGAUCUAACCUUUUCUCCACCUUAAAAUUCCUUACAAUCUUCUUGAACAAGCAAUAAAUCCAUCGCGGCCUAAAGAAGAAAGCAAAGUUCAAGCCAGGAGUCAUGGCGACGCCGAAGCUUAUUGACAUUGGUGCAAAUCUGACUGAUGCCAUGUUCCGAGGGGUGUACAACGGGAAGCAGGCACACGCUCCGGACUUGGCGGCCGUCCUAGCUCGAGCAUGGGCUGCAGGUGUGGAACGCAUCAUCGUCACAGGUGGUUCUCUGAAGGAAUCGCGCGAGGCUUUGGAGCUUGCGGACACCGAUGCAAGGCUCUUUUGCACAGUAGGCGUUCAUCCAACACGGUGCUCUGAAUUUGAUGAAAGCGGCGACCCUGUGAGGCACUUGCAGGAGUUGGAGGAGCUUGCUCGGAGAGGGAAAGAGAGGGGCAAGGUAGUCGCGAUCGGCGAGUGCGGGCUCGACUACGACCGGCUGCAGUUCUGUCCAGCCGAAACGCAGAGAAAAUACUUUGACCACCAGUUUGGCCUGGCAGAGCGCCUCGGUCUGCCCAUGUUCCUGCACAUGAGGGCCGCGGCGGACGACUUCUGCGCCAUCAUGCGACGAAACGAGAGCCGGUUUCGUGGCGGUGUUGCGCAUUCCUUCACGGGCAGCGCGGAGGACCUCCAAAAGUUGCUAGCCUUUCCGACACUGAGCAUAGGCAUCAACGGCUGCUCCCUGAAGACCCAGGAGAACCUUGACGUCAUGGCUGACGUCCCUCUUGAUCGCCUCCUCCUCGAGACGGACUCUCCGUACUGCGACGUGCGAUCCACGCACGCAGGGUUUAGCCACGUGGCGACCACGUGGCCUUCGAAGAAGAAAGAAAAGCACGACGCGGAGAGCCUGGUCAAGGGGCGUAACGAGCCGUGCACAAUGAGGCAAGUACUGGAAGUUGUGGCAGGUCAUCGACGGGUCACGGAUGUUGCGGGAUUGGCUCGAGCGGCGCACGAAAACACCUGCCGGUUGUUUUUCCCGUACGAUCUGGAUUCGAUAGCAGGGGCCGUCUUGGAGCGAAGAACAGAGUCUUAAGGCAAAUUGUACUUUUUCCGCCCGAGUCGGUCAUCCCAUCUUGCAUGCUCGCAUAAAAUCAAUGAGCAACCCCCUAACAAAGGGGAAGCUACCUAGUGUGAGUAUGCCUCGGAUUAAUGGAAUAUUGUUGUAGACCUACGUUCUAAUACCAAGUCGAUGCUGGUAGUGCGUUUUGAUAUUGCGAAGGCUGCAGCGUGCAGGAAACUUAGGCUUGGUGUCCGCCAGAAUCAAGUGCAGAUUUAUUAUAAUUACUGAGUGAGUCGAUGCACA
This is a messenger RNA of Klebsormidium nitens, 1391 nucleotides long. The record is from the annotation of a GenBank genome assembly. NCBI's taxonomy places the organism in Eukaryota, Viridiplantae, Streptophyta, Klebsormidiophyceae, Klebsormidiales, Klebsormidiaceae.